AUAACAGGGAAUUCUGUCCCCAGGGUGGGGGAAGGGCCAGGCAGGUAGCUGGAGGCAAGUCUCCCUGAGCCAGCUGCUGACCCUAGUCCCUGUGAUCUGGGGAGGUACCUGGUGGAGGGCCAUAGUGUGCACUGGUGAAAGGGCAGGAGGAGGGGUGUGGCCCCGGGCAUAAGGGGAGGCGGCAGAGAAGGGGCCUGUGCUCAGCCUAUCUGGGCCCUGGCACGGGCACCCAAGAGUGAGGUGGGGUCAUAGGGACGGCCAGAUAAUGGGGAGCCAUGGGUCCAGGGGGCCCUACUUCCUGGUCUUCCUGCUGCUGCUGCUGCUGCUGCUGCUGCUUCCUCCACCGCUUUUUAGAGCAGGGAGCCUUCGGUACCAUGGACCUGACUGGAGAAUCUUUCACCGCCUGGCCCUGGGCUCCAGGAGGGCCCACCACCGCCAUGGCCCAGGAUGGAGGCAGCACUGGUGCCAGGGCCAAGCAGGUCACAGAUGCCAGGGCUCAUUUGACCUCUACUUCAUCUUGGACAAGUCUGGCAGCGUGAACAACUGGAUUGACCUUUAUAUGUGGGUGGAGGAAACAGUGGCGAGGUUCCAAAGGAAUAGAAUAAAAAACUGUCUUGACCAGCUUCAGAAAAUUGUGCCGGACGGACACACAUUCAUGCAGGCAGGAUUUAGAAAGGCAAUUCGACAGAUCGAAAGUUUCAACUCCGGAAACAAGGUUCCCAGCAUGAUUAUUGCUAUGACCAACGGAGAACUGGUGGCACAUGCAUUUAAGGACACUCUCAGAGAAGCUCAAAAGGCUCGGAAACCGGGAGCCAACGUUUACACCCUGGGUGUGGCUGAUUAUAAUCUGGACCAGCUCACGUCAAAGACCUGUCUUGAAAUGAUGUCGGUGGAGUCUUCCUCUGCGUGUGUAGGGAGGGGAGGUACCUCAGCUUAGCCCUUACACAGUCCCAAUUCUCACAGGCUCCCUGCUGCCCAAAGAUCUGCUUUCCACACAGCCAGGAGUGCCUUUCCCUACCACAGGCUCCCUGCAGCCCAAGGAUGUGCCUGAGACACAGCCGGGAGUGCCUCACCCUCAAACAGGCUUGCUGCAGCCCAAGGAUCUGCCUGAGACACAGCCAACACAGCAGGGAGUGCCUUGCCCGCAAACAGGCUCCCUGCAGCCCAAGGAUCUGCCUGAGACACAGCCUGGAGUACUCUUCCCAAGCACAGACUCUGUGCAACCCAAAGAGCUGCCUUCAACCCAGCCGGGAGUGCCUCCCCCUCACCUGCUCCUCCAGGAGCCGCCUCCCCAGUGCUAGAUGCUUGAGGCCUCCCUCCAGGAUGCUGCCACUGCUGUCCCCACUGCUCAGGCACACUGCAGAACCCCCUUUGUCACUCCCCCCCUCAGAGCCCAACUUCUAAGGCACCAAACACCCAAGAUUAACAGGCUUUUGUUGCUGAACUGG
Molecule: messenger RNA, 1448 nt
Organism: Pongo pygmaeus (Bornean orangutan)
Lineage: Eukaryota; Metazoa; Chordata; Mammalia; Primates; Hominidae
Product: anthrax toxin receptor-like
Exons: 8
Coding region: 266-937 (223 amino acids)
Cellular component (GO): plasma membrane; cell surface
Molecular function (GO): transmembrane signaling receptor activity
Source: RefSeq, a predicted model, not a curated record